AUCAAGUUCAAACCUUUCCUCUCUGCAAUACGACCCAAUUCCAAAAGCUCUUCAUUUUCUCCUCAUCUAGCCCAAAUGAACAAGAAAAAAACUCAAUGCCCCAGAAAGGCAGUCGAAAUCAGAAGCUCAACAAAAAUCAUCAAGAAACCAGCAACGGCCACAACCCUUGUAGUGUCUCAAAAACGGAAAUCAAAUACAGCGAAACCCGAAAACUAUUCGCGAGAAAACGAUGAAACACUGCCCACGACAUCCAUUUCAUCAGAUUUCCUGGAUAAAUUUCCAAUCUUGAGCUCUGAUUUCUACCAGGUUGAUGCCCUCGAGCUCGCCCCACGUUUGCUGGGGAAAUAUCUCAGGAAGGAUAACGUCAUUCUUCAGAUAACUGAGGUUGAGGCUUAUAGGCCAAAUGACUCGGCUUGUCACGGUCGGUUUGGGAUUACGGCAAGGACUGCCCCUGUGUUUGGACCUGGAGGCCAUGCAUACGUUUAUCUCUGUUAUGGUCUGCAUACAAUGCUUAAUGUGGUGGCGGACAAGGAAGGACUCGGUGCAGCUGUCCUCAUUCGUUCAUGUGCUCCUGUCAGUGGACUGGAAACCAUUCAACAGCGUAGAGGUUUAAAGUCUGAGAAACCUGUUCUUCUUGCCGGUCCUGGGAAGGUUGGUCAAGCGCUGGGAAUCUCGACCGAGUGGUCUAACCAUCCUCUUUUCGCUCCUGGUGGUUUGGAACUCUUAGACGGGCCAGAGCCUGAAAAGAUACUCGUUGGUCCCAGAGUUGGCAUAGAGUAUGCCUCACCCGAGCAUGUUAGCGCGCUAUGGAGAUUCGCAAUAGCUGCUUCUCCUUGGAUUAGUGCUCCAAAAAACACUCUCCGGCCUCUCUAAGUGCUCCCAGGAAAAAUGCAGCCUUCAACAGUAGUAAAGAAAAGUCAGAAGUUGAAAAAGUGGGAGAUGCUAUUUUUGUAACACACAUUGUGUAUAGAUACUUGUGUGAAUCCAAAACAUGUUUGUUCUUUUCUUUUGUGUUUUUGAAUUUUGAGAAUCUACUCUGAAAAUUGUUGUGAAUAUACAUUAAAAAAAGUUACUCAAUUUUAGGUCUGGAGAGCGAUUCAGGUACAAAAGACGAAACGAAAUACGGGUCAACUACUGUAAAACAUACUCAAUCGCUAUUCACCGCCCCCUUUUACUAGUCACCGCCCC
This is a messenger RNA of Striga asiatica, 1188 nucleotides long. The record is from the annotation of a GenBank genome assembly. Lineage: Eukaryota; Viridiplantae; Streptophyta; Magnoliopsida; Lamiales; Orobanchaceae.